AUGAAUGCUACAAUGGGUUCCACCCACAUCUCACCACCAAAAGAAGGUACUAAUAUUCCAAGAAGGAGAGCAGGUAGUUCUCCUGCGACUCCUAAAGAAUUAGAAGUGGAUGAACCAGAAGAUAUCACACCUGAUAUUCCAACUUCAUCGGGAUCCGCAACUAUGGACAGGUUUAAAAAUAUCAAAGAUGAGUCUGAGGUACAAUCCACACAUUUAGAGGUCCAAAGACCUCCAGAUCUUUUUGAUUCCUAUGAGAAGUCUCUGAUACACUUCACAAGUGAGCUAUCUGGACAACCUACCAAGGCAGUUUUGCAGUUGAAGAAGCUCGCAGAUGGAAAGGAAAUCGGUGUAAAAUGCCCUAGCAAUUCUAUAAAAUUGCUCUUGGCUGAAUCGGAGGAUACACCAGUAAAUGGACCCCUUUCCGUUCGUGUAGAGGGUGAACAUAUUGAAGCAGAUAUUACAUCGCUAUUCGAUUCCAACCUUGCUAAUGGAGUUAAUCUUUCAGAUUUCUGGAUAAUAAUGGAUACUGAACCCGACUGUUACUUUGCAUUUGAUGUGGCAGAGAAACCAGUGAUUAAAUUUGAUCUCCCAGGGUUCAUAGCUUCUUCUCUGGGCAAGAAGUCCUACGCAGGUUUGGUUUUCCCAACUAUUGGUAAUGCACACUCAGGUUUAAUAAUAUCUGGAGCGGGAGUUGUUGUUUUGUUGCUUGUUUAUGCCAUGUUUAAGAUGAGGAAGGACAACACCGACUAUACAUACUUUUAUGAUCCUGCACCAAAUGAUAUGGUCACUGCUACAUAA
This is a messenger RNA of Theileria equi strain WA, 798 nucleotides long. RefSeq lists its product as hypothetical. The transcript has 2 exons. The record is from RefSeq and is a predicted model, not a curated record. Bases 1 to 798 code for a protein of 265 amino acids. Lineage: Eukaryota; Apicomplexa; Aconoidasida; Piroplasmida; Theileriidae.